This is a messenger RNA of Psilocybe cubensis, 738 nucleotides long. RefSeq lists its product as uncharacterized. NCBI's taxonomy places the organism in Eukaryota, Fungi, Basidiomycota, Agaricomycetes, Agaricales, Agrocybaceae. The record is from RefSeq and is a predicted model, not a curated record. The transcript is spliced from 2 exons. The coding region runs from base 1 to 738 and encodes 245 amino acids.
AUGUUUUCCCCCGUUUUUUCUACGAUUUUACUGGCCUUGAUAACCACCGCUGCCGCGACCAAUAAUAGUCCAGUCUCUGUUAGCACCACCUCAGCUGCACACAAUUACACCGUCAGCGGAACAUCCACCACCAGCUUUGCCCCGCCAAUUUAUACCUGUGUGGUGUAUGUCAAUGCUACUUCGAGCAGAGGGGCGUACGCAUCUACAUCAUCGGGAUUCCCAAACUAUAAUAUCUCCAGCACCUCUUAUUAUAAUCCCAACGCAACUUACGGUUAUACAUCGUCCGCUUCAGCAGUCCCCACUAUCGUCACAUCUUCUCUACCUGUGGACUUCGGUAGUUCCGUCACAAAUAGUGCCUACGCCACACUGUCAAGUGUCAGGUACUCAGUCAGUACUAGCUCGGCUUCAGCAGAUUCUGUCUACAUCACUCGCCCUUUGACCAGCAUCGUGUACGCGACUCUCAUCACGGCAAACGCCACCGUUUCGACAGUUUAUGCCUCUCCUACUCCCAUUCUUACCGGGUACCCGUCCGGAUUGCCAGUUUGCAGCCCAUACGGUGAUGCCCCCAAAGGAACGGUAUCUGCCACAUCUACGGGGGCAUCACAAUCAAGUGCAAAUGCCCUGCAAGCGAAUUCGAAGACCGACGACAGCCAACCCAGCACGGGAUUCGCCAUUAAGCAAAACAUUGCCGGUAUCACAUUUGGAGUUGUUGCUGGAAUUGCGUUGGUGAUGGCUUGA